This is a messenger RNA of Lindgomyces ingoldianus, 1199 nucleotides long. Its product is annotated as ARF/SAR superfamily. Gene Ontology annotation, biological process: vesicle-mediated transport; intracellular protein transport. Bases 422 to 973 code for a protein of 183 amino acids. Gene Ontology annotation, cellular component: plasma membrane; cytoplasm. NCBI's taxonomy places the organism in Eukaryota, Fungi, Ascomycota, Dothideomycetes, Pleosporales, Lindgomycetaceae. The transcript is spliced from 4 exons. Gene Ontology annotation, molecular function: GTP binding; GTPase activity. The record is from RefSeq and is a predicted model, not a curated record.
CUCCAAAUCCUAGCCCGGGCUGUCAACACCAUUUCCUCAUCCACAAGACAUCAAUUAGACAACAUCACCCACGCACAACCUUCCAUCCCCAUCCACCCCAUCCGCUCUUGAACCGCAAUCGUAAGUGAUCCCACUGUCUCCCCCAGCUGCCUGUUGCUGCAUCGCCCGCCUCAGCGCGCCUCUUGCUGGCUAUCUCAGGCCCCCUCUUCCUGUCUCGAUUCUGCAUCAGGCACUCGAUCACUCCCGCGGCGCGGCAAAAAAUUCCUUUACCUGCCCAAAAUAUCCUCACAGUCUGCACUUGAGCGCCGAUUCUGACUUGCCGCAACUGCAGGUUCGAGAGCUCUCUCCACACCGCCUCUCACGCACCCACUGGGCUUGGUCACUUCCGCAUCUCACUGCACAACCACCGCCCGCCACAACCAUGGGUCUUACAUUCUCGAAACUGUUCGAUAAGCUAUGGGGAAAGAAGGAGAUGCGAAUCUUGAUGGUCGGCUUGGACGCUGCAGGAAAGACCACGAUUCUGUAUAAGCUUAAGUUGGGCGAGAUCGUGACCACCAUCCCCACCAUCGGCUUCAACGUUGAGACGGUUGAGUACAAGAACAUCCAAUUCACUGUGUGGGAUGUCGGAGGCCAGGACAAGAUCCGACCUCUCUGGAGGCAUUACUUCCAAAACACGCAGGGCAUCAUCUUCGUCGUUGACAGCAACGAUCGUGAUCGUGUCGUCGAGGCUCGUGAGGAGCUUCAGCGGAUGUUGAACGAGGACGAGUUGCGGGAUGCUCUUCUGUUGGUGUUUGCCAACAAGCAGGAUUUGCCUAACGCCAUGAACGCUGCCGAAAUCACCGACAAACUUGGCCUCCACAGCCUCCGAAACCGCGCUUGGUACAUCCAAUCUACUUGCGCCACCUCUGGAGACGGUCUGUACGAAGGUCUUGAAUGGCUGAGCAACUCGCUCCGCAAGGCCGGCCACAACUAAAUGCGGUUGACUCGCUGCCCACAUCUAUCGUCUAAGUUAAGUCAAGCCAAGCCAAAACCCAGAUCGAUCAAACCCUCCUUCCAACCUCCUCUCCACCGUUUAAUACACGGGACUAUCUACAACGGUGCGUGCGUGCUGUGUGCGUAUGUGUGUGGUAUGUGUGCGUGCGUGCGUGUGUGUGUGUUUUUUUAAAUGCAGAUGGCAGUAGGGAUGGAGCGGGUGGGAC